UCCCCUGUCCCAUCAGCAUCCAGGAGCGAGCAGAGGGCGGCCGACGAAGCUGUCAGUCCCGCCCGGGGGUGCUCGGCUCAGCACACGUCCGCACCCGCGCCAUGGGUGGCUCCGUCUCCAGCCAGCUGGACGAGAACAAGUGCGCCUACAUUCGAGGGAAAACUGAGGCUGCUAUCAAAAACUUCAGUCCCUACUACAGUCGCCAGUACUCUGUGGCUUUCUGCAAUCAUGUACGAAGUGAAGUAGAACAGCAAAGAGAUUUACAAUCACAAUUUUUGAAGACCAAGCCACCAUUGGAGCCUGGAACUGUCUUGUAUGAAGCUGAGCUGUCACAAUUUGCUGAAGACAUAAAGAAAUGGAAGGACAGAUACAUUGUGGUUAAAAAUGAUUUUGCUGUGGAGAGCUAUGAGAACAAAGAGGCCUACCAGAGAGGAACUGCCCCUAAAAGCCGAAUCCUUCCAGCUGGUGGGAAGGUCUUGACCUCAGAAGAGGAAUACAAUUUAUUAUCUGAUCGGCAUUUCCCAGACCCUAUUGCAUCCAAUGAGAAGGAGAACGCUCAGCCCUUUGUGGUCCUACCGAAGGAAUUCCCAGUGUACCUGUGGCAGCCGUUCCUCAGACAUGCCUACUUCUGCUUCCAGGAGGCUGCCGACCAGAAGAAGUUUAGUGCACUCCUGAGUGACUGCAUCAGACAUCUAAAUCAAGAUUACAUGAAGGAGACUACUUUUGAAGCCCAAGCCUUUUUAGAAGCUGUGCAGUUCUUCCGACAGGAGAAGGGUCACUAUGGCUCGUGGGAAGUGAUCACUGGGAAUGAAGUCCAGAUCCUGAGUAACCUGGUGAUGGAGGAGCUCCUGCCAACCCUCCAGACGGACCUUCUGCCUAAAAUGAAGGGGAAAAAGAAUGACAGGAAGAGGGCCUGGUUCGGCCUCCUCGAGGAGGCCUACAACCUGGUUCAGCUUCAAGUUUCGGAAGGAUUAAGUGCCUUGAAGGAGGAAUGCAGAAGUCUGACGAAGGGCCUGGAAGGAACGAUCCGUUCAGACAUGGAUCAGAUUGUGAACUCAAAGAACUUCUUAAUUGGAAAGAUCAAAGCUAUGGUCACCCAGCCUGCAGAGAGAAGCUGUGCGGACAGUGUGCAGCCAUUCCUGGCAUCCAUUCUGGAGGAGCUCAUGGGACCUGUGAGCUCAGGAUUCAGUGAAGUUCGCUCACUCUUUGAAAAAGAAGUGGAUGAGCUCAGCCAGAGCUUUCAGACCACUAGAGACAGUGCCCAGUUAAAGGAGCAUCUAGACCAGCUUAUGAAUCUUCCGCUGGAUUCCGUGAAGAUGGAACCUUGUUAUAUUAAAGUCAACCUGCUUCAAGAACGCCUGCAGGAUCUCAGGAGCCGCUUCAGAUUCCCCCACGUGGACCAGGUGGUCCAGAGGACCCAGAACUGUAUGCAAGAGCUGAUGGAAAAUGCAGUAUUCACAUUUGAGCAAUUGCUUUCCCUACAUCUUGAAGGAGAGGCUUCGAAAACUGCAGUCUUCAUUGAGAAGGUUAAGCUUCGAGUCUUAAAGCAAUAUGACUAUGACAGCAGCACCAACCGGAAGAAGAUAUUUCAAGAGGCUCUGGUUCAGAUCACACUUCCCACGGUGCAGAAGGCACUGGCGUCCUCAUGCAAACCAGAACUUCAGAAAUACGAGCAGUUCAUCUUUGCAGAUCAUACCAAUCUGAUCCAAGUUGAAAAUGUCUAUGAGGAAAUUUUACAUCAGAUUCUCCUUGAUGAAACUCUGAAAGUGAUCAAGGAAGCUGCUGUCCUGAAGAAACACAACUUAUUUGAAGACAACAUAACUUUGCCCAGUGAAAGUGUGUCCAGCUUAACUGAUCUAAAAACCCCCGCAGGGUCAAACCAGGCCAGCCCUGCCAGGAGAGCCUCUACUGUCCUGCCAGGAGUUCCUGACAGUGAGCCCCUCGGUAACGAAGUGUUCCAGGAGCCAGAGGAAAAGCAGCAGCCUGGGGCCCCUAGUCCAUUGGCUGAAGGGGAAAGCACAUCUCUCCCUGUGUCCAGCCUUCCCUCAGCUGGAGAUGGGCAGGUGGUGGUUUCAGUUAUCGAUGACUCUGUGAAUCUAGUGGCUACAGAGGACAAGACAGGAACCUUGGGCAGUAAUUCAGCAGAGCUGGAGUUUGGAGGGAUUCCUGAGGAAGAAGACCCCACUCAUGAAGAGCCAGAAUCCGUCUCUGCCUCAGGCUCAUUGAAAGAGCUCAGAAAAUUGUUGACAGUCACAGUUGAAGUACCAGAGGAGUCUGCCAUUGCGACUGAAAAAGAUACAAAUGAGGAGACCCUUUUGCCCCAAGAAGAUGAAAAAGAAGAGGGAAAAACCCAAAUCUAUACAGAAGCCCCUGAGGCAGCUGCCUCCGAUCGGGAAGAGGGUGAAGUCAGCGAGAGGGAGGCCCAUCCUCCCUCCACAGAGCCUGGUGGGAUGGAAGUGGGGAGCUUGCCAGAGGCAAGCAGCCCUGCCCCUCAGCCAGCCUGUGGAGGGCUCACCGAGGCGGCCAGCUGCCUGGGCCCCACAGGUGAGAAAGAGGAAGCUGGGGAGCUCCCUGAGGGGGAGCUCACAGGGAGGGCUUCCAGACUAUUCCCCGAAGGAGGAGGGGCCCAGUGUACCCUGGAGGGUGAGGCCAGUGCACAAGAGCUCAUUUUAAGUUCUGACCAUGUCCACCCUAGUGAGAGCCAGGUUUCUGAAGAAACGGUGGAAGGGAAAAUCAGCACGGUCCAGGGUGAGGCCAGCGUGGCUACAGAAGUGAUUAAGGCUGCCGGUGUUCAUGCGUGUCAGUGGGUGGUUGAAAAUGCUCCAGAAACCAGUAGCCUGGGUACACACGAAAAUGAUGUGAAGGAGGGAGAAGGCUGUCAGGAGAGCUCCCCGGGGCAGCCCUCGGACGAGGAGUGAGGUGGACUAUUUGGCAAAAGUCUUGCUUUGAACAAGGUCAGUCAAAAGGCUAUAGGGGGUGCACUUAGGGAUUACGUGCACGUUGUUACAAGAAGCAUUUUAUUAAGUAUUUCCUUCAUUUGUUUAGCGAAACCAAAGGAAAAACACACAGGGCGUGAGCACGGUAGCAAACCUUUGUGGGACUGAACUGUUCUACCAUGAGUUAUUGCUUUCACGUUUUAAUAGGAAUUACAAAGGAGUGUUUGGGGUUAGAGGCCAGCUGAGGGUGUCAGAGGGAGGGAAUGGUGUUGAGAAGAUGGAGAAACGGUAGGAGCAUGGUUUUCAGUACACCCUGCACAUGUCGGUGAUAGUCUUCUAAUGCACUUUGAGGCUUUCUAAUUUUUUUGCAAGAAUGCAAAUGUAUACUGUAAACCCAGCUUCACUGUCUACUAUGCUGCUUUCACAGUCUCUUAAGGUCUCAGCCAUUUAUCCACGGUUAGGCUACAAGACAGGAUAGGUCAGGCACGGACAACGCUUACGCCUGUUGUGUGUGGCGCCACAGAGCCAGUCAGGCCAGUAAAUCUCAGAAGAAGCUGAGCUGAAACAAAGGAAGCUUAUGGUCUGUGGAACUGUCUGGGCCUGUUAUGAUUCUGCUAUCAAUUUAAGAAUUAAUUGUGUUAAUUAAUUUUAUCCGUCUUUAUUACUGAAUCACCUUUUGGGGACAUUCAGAUGAGGCAAGAAAAUUUCUUUGGCAUGUUUAAGCCUGAAAGCAUUCCAAAUCAGUCUUAGAUUGUGUAGAGAAAAAGCUUAACUAGAUGGUUGACCUUAAAGCCUACUAAUUAAAGAAACAUUAUUUGAAUAGCUACUAUAUGCCACAUACUGUGUUAGGUAUAGUUAUUAAACGAAAACAGAUACAGUGGAUUGUCUAGUAUACAUUAAAAGACCCAAGGGAAUUUAAUCUAGAAGAAAAUAAAAUGCCAGUUUUCAAACCAUGACACAGCUUUCUGUCUUUUCAUUGAAAUAAUCCUGGCUUAUUGCCAGAAAGUAACAUGAAUUAAGAAAAAAAAACAAGUCAAAGUAUAUUCCAUCAAGUUCCAAAGAUGUUAGCAAAAGUGCAAAUCAUUUGUUCAAUCACUGAGGGAGUUAAUUGAGUCCCUGUUUUGUACCAGGCACUGGGGGUACAAUGGUGAAAAGACUGUUCCUUGCUCCUGGAAUUUACACUUCAGUGAAAAUAGACACAAUCAGGCUUCUAAAUGGAUCCUGACCUGUAACCAUUAAUGCUAAAAGUGCAACAGUCUUACCUGCAAAAGAUUGAAACAAUUUGUUCUAUUGUCCCUUGGGAAAAAAACAAAAAAAAACAAAAAACUGGACAAGUUUAUUUUCUAAAAGCUUCCGUCCCAAGUACUGCAUUUUGAAGUUUGCUUCCACAAGUUUUAAUAUUAGAUCCCAACAUUGUCCAAAGAGCUUGUCUUGAUCAUCACCAGCAAUUAAGUUUAUAUCACUUCUUUAGAGAAUUUGUCCCUUGGUUCAGGCCUUUGAUGAGUAAUGAAAAGAUCUCCCCCUCCACACUGCCCAUGAAGAAUUUUUUCAGGGAGGAAAAAUAAUUAGUAUCAGUAUACUCUCCUACUGAGUUGUCUCAACUGUUCUUAACUGUAGUGUUUAGAUUGUAAAGUCUACGAAGGAUCUUCUCAUGCAGACAGAAGGCAGAGGGCCCUGCAGUACCCAGUGCUUCCUCAUAUCCUUGCACUUACACGGAGAAUUGAAAUUUUCUUUACUUCCUGUUUCUCCCAGGAGCUCCUCUCUUCAAGGACAGAAACUAGGUUUUAGUCAUAUGUAUUUCCCGCUAGAAACCUACAACCUGGAAUAAUGCCUUCCUUGAGUCACUUUAAUGUCCUCAGUGCCUAGCACAGAAUUGGCCAAUGUCAGGCUGCUCAGGAAAUAGGGAAAUGAAUGCAGCUGUGCUGGGGCUAUUUAGGGCUUGGGGUCAGGCAGUGGCACAGUUUUAACUGGGCUUUUGGCCCUUGGUGAGACUUCCCUUAAACAAAGCCCAAGGGAAAGAUGGCCAGGUGAGCAGAUACACUGCCCAGUACAGCAAAGAGCCAAAGGAACAGUGCCCAGCCUGCCAAGGCCUACCUCCUCUCUGGUGGGAUCUCAGCUAACGGGGAGGUCCCAGCCCACGCUGCCCCUACUCUGGAGCUUCCCAGCUUCCUCCCUUUGCUCACCUUAGGGCUUCUCGCACACCUAGGAAAGCUAAGAGAUUUUUCCAUCCCUGAAGAGAGUGUGGAGCCCUGGUGGUGCAGUGGUUACGCAUUAAGACCUCAGCUGCUAACCAAAGGUCGGUGGUUCAAACUCACCAGCUGGUUCAUGGGAGAAAGAUGUAAUAGUCUGCGUCCGUAAAGAUGACAGCCUUAGAAACCCUGUGGGGCAGUUCUACUCUGUCGUAUAGGGUCGCAAUGAGUUGGGAUCCACAGCAGUGUAGUGGGGCUUAAGGUGUGCUUCACUGUAUCGCGUGGCUGAGCCUUAGUGCCCUUCUUUAUUCAUCAUGUAGGCCAGAGGGAGGCUGGGCAUUAAGUGGGAGGAAGUACUUAAGAACACAGUUGACAGAUUUUUAUCUGUGUGUUUUACAAAAGACAAAUUCACUAGAAUAAGCAAGAUGAUGAUUCCAUUUAAAGACUGACUAGAAAGUGAAAAUACAUUUAAAAUAUUAUUUUUGCUUUUCAUAUUGUAUGGACAAACUUUAUAUUACCAGGAGCUUGCUUUGCUUUUGAUGUGGACUCAUAUUUGUUGUUUCAGAGGUUUCUAGGAUGGGGCAGGUUUAUUGAGAGGGCUUUCUGUCUCCUAUGGGCAAAUUCAUUAGAGAUGUAUAAAACCCCAAGAUAGAGUUUUUGGCAAAAACUCUAACUGUAAACUAGUUACAUUACUGUUGACCUUUCACAAAGGAAGAGUACUUUUCCUGAAAAAAAUCAGUGUGUGAUCUCCUUUGAAGCUUGAGUGGAGACAGUACUGCCUUGCAUUAUGCACAGUAAACUCUUAGAAGAAAGUACACCGGAGCCCACAAGGCUAAGAUUCCCAUGUGGCCAGAUGCUUUAGGAAGAGGCUGAAUGUGAACAACUGCAGGUCUUUAAGCCUGACCUUCUUAUAUUUUAUGACAAAGAUCCUCGACUCCGGUUUUAUAUGCCUUUGGAUUGGAGUUAGUGAUAUCAAAGCGCUUCACAGUUCUCUCAGACAAAAGGGACUGUAAUUCAUUUUAAGAAGUGCCAAAUGAUACAUGCUACAUAGCAAUUUUAAUAUGGGGGAGGGAAGAACAUCCCCGAGCUAAGCAAUAAGAUAGUUUCUCAGUAGGUAAAAAAGUUGGCGAUGUGUGUCUUCUUACUUUACUGAAAACAAAAAUGUUUGGGGACCUGCCUUCUGAAGUCUGCAACUUGGGGAGGGGGGGAGGCUACACAGCCUGUAGAUUGGUUUUUUUUUUUUCCCCUGGUCAUGAUAUAAAGCAAAUAAACUUAAAACACUUUGUAACCACAUAUUUACUCUGUCAAGUGCCUAUAUUCCAAUAAAAUGUUCCUUCUUGA
Molecule: messenger RNA, 6466 nt
Organism: Loxodonta africana (African savanna elephant)
Lineage: Eukaryota; Metazoa; Chordata; Mammalia; Proboscidea; Elephantidae
Gene: NIBAN1
Product: niban apoptosis regulator 1
Exons: 14
Coding region: 102-2918 (938 amino acids)
Source: RefSeq, a predicted model, not a curated record